This is a messenger RNA of Punica granatum (pomegranate), 1137 nucleotides long. NCBI's taxonomy places the organism in Eukaryota, Viridiplantae, Streptophyta, Magnoliopsida, Myrtales, Lythraceae. The record is from RefSeq and is a predicted model, not a curated record.
GGACCAUUUUGAUAGUUUUUCUAAAAAAAAAAAAGGAGGAGAGUAAAUUAAAGUGCGAAAAAAGUUCUAAUGAUUUUCCCUCUAGAAAUUGUUUGCACGAAAUUCUUCAAAUAAUUCCGACUGAUGUUUCAGUCUGUAAAGUGUAAUCUCGCCUAGUUGCUAAUUACGCGCGGAAGAAGCGGCGGAUUUGAGCGAGUGAUGGGCAGUACCAGCAGAGGGGAGGAGCCAUCGAAGCAGAUGGGGCUCCACAAAACCCUAAAGGAGGGGGAGAGGAUCCUGGCCCCGACACGGCGGCCCGACGGAACCCUCCGCAAGGCCAUCCGGAUCCGGGCCGGUUAUGUCCCCCAAGAAGAAGUAGCCAUCUACCAGUCCAGAGGUGCCCUGUGGAAGAAGGAGAUGGCUGCACAGGAGGGUCCUCCUGGUUAUGAUCCGGAGCCGUAUGUAAAACCUAAAACUAAGUCUGCUAAGAGAAAUGCUAGGAAGAAGGAGAAGAGGUUACAGGCUGCUCUUGAGAAGGAUAAGAGCUCGGAAUCAGUGGAAGAUGAGGAUCUGAAGGUUGAGGAAGAGAAAGCUGUCGAAUCAUUGGCUUCUCAGGUCAGUGAGAUGGCUGUUUCUGCAAAUCCUGCUGAGAGCAUCCCUCCCUCGGACUCAACUGAGGGUGCAAAUGCUGGAGGUCCAGGUCAAGACAUUGAUAAGAAAAUCCGAGCGCUGAAAAAGAAGAUACGCCUAGCAGAAGCUCAGCUGCAGAAAACUUCGCCACAAGAAGCGAAACCCGAACAGAUGGAUAAAUUGUCGAAGCUUGAAGGUUGGCGGGAGGAGUUGAAACUGCUGGAAAAUGAAAAGUCCAGGAUGUAGAAAUCAUGAACCGUGUGGUUCAUUCCUCCCUCUUUGCCCGGUGAGAAGGCAGAAACUCGUGCAUCAGAGCGGUGAUUCUUCUUGACUAAUGGGUCCAUGGUUGCGAUCAUGUCAUCUAGUGGCAUCUUUUUCGCUAGAUUUUUCAGCCAUUGUUGAUGGUGCAUGUUCGACCUCGGUCUUCUAGCAGUGAGGGACUAUUUCUUUGUAGUGAUGUUCCCUUUUUAACCAUUAUAUGAUAAUAUCAAAGUUCCAGUGACUUGCAAAUCAAAAUCUAUCGGUUGA